Messenger RNA from Nannospalax galili (Upper Galilee mountains blind mole rat), 3286 nucleotides. It is a transcript of the gene Ankrd34b, whose product is annotated as ankyrin repeat domain 34B. The transcript has 4 exons. NCBI's taxonomy places the organism in Eukaryota, Metazoa, Chordata, Mammalia, Rodentia, Spalacidae. Bases 636 to 2171 code for a protein of 511 amino acids. Gene Ontology annotation, molecular function: protein binding. The record is from RefSeq and is a predicted model, not a curated record.
CCCGUGUCGCCGGCUGUGGGCAGUCGCAUUCCGCGGCUCUCUAUCCUUGGCACCCGGUAUCCAGACCCCUCGGUGGAGAGCGGGCUGCAGAGAUGCCCCUGCCCCAGGCGGAGGAAUAGUGCUGCCUGCUCCCGCGCCAUCUAUACGGCGGGGGCUCACGGACCACUCGGCCGGGCCUCUGAGCACAACCCUUUUUGGUAGAUAGCAGUUGCUUCAGCCCGCCAGUUGCCUGCCCUGGCUGAGGAGGAGACGACGAAACGCGCACCCCGCCCCCAUCUGCGCCCCAGCUCUGUAGCCCCAGUCACCUUCCUGUGCCCUUCUCCGACAGCACCUUGGACUUGCUCCCACCCGCUCUGGGGGAAAACUGAGGCACCGCUGGCAGGGACCUUGGAGACGCCACCUGCAUACUCAACAGCCUGGAAUCCAGUCACCUUGGUACCUCGCUUCCCAGACUCUUGGAGGAGGAGCUGACAGCUGGCUGACAGAAAACUCAACCAGGGAGAGAAGAGACAAAAAUGAAGUAUGAAAUCAGGAAUAAUGUUUUCAGAAUAGACCUCUGAGUUGGAUACCAUACUACCAAAAGAUUCUUAAUUCCUGCAUCCAAAGUUCCAGGUAUUGAUUUCUGACUUUUGAAGAUGGAUGAAGGAACAGAAGUUUCAACUGAUGGAAAUUCCUUGAUCAAAGCAGUCCACCAGAGCCGGCUUCGCCUCACAAGACUUUUGCUAGAAGGUGGUGCCUACAUCAAUGAGAGCAACGACCGUGGAGAAACACCUUUGAUGAUUGCUUGUAAGACCAAACAUGUUGACCACCAGAGUGCCGGUAAAGCCAAGAUGGUGAAAUACCUGUUAGAGAACAGUGCGGAUCCCAACAUACAAGACAAAUCUGGGAAAACUGCUUUGAUGCAUGCUUGCUUAGAAAAAGCUGGUCCAGAGGUGGUUUCCUUGCUCCUAAAGAAUGGAGCUGACCUCAGCUUGCAAGACCGUUCUGGCUACUCGGCUUUAGUUUAUGCUAUAAAUGCAGAAGACAGAGAGACCCUGAAAGUACUUCUUAGUGCUUGCCAGGCAAAAGGAAAAGAGGUUAUCAUCAUAACCACAGCCAAAUCACCCUCUGGGAGGCAGACCACCCAGCAGUACCUCAAUAUGCCGCCUGCAGACCUGGAUGGGAGCCAUUUGCUAGCCGCCUGUACCACGCCUUCGGAAAUAGACAUCAAAACAGCCUCGUUGCCACUCUCAUAUUCUUCUGAGACUGACCUGACACUUUUUGGCUUUAAAGAUAGGGAGCUGUCUGGAAGCAGUGAUAAUUCCUGGGAUCCAGGCUCUCCUGGGAGAAAGCCUGUGCUGGCCACGAAUGGACCCAAGCUACCCCAGGCUCCAGCCUGGAUCAAGAGCCCCCCAUCUUUAAAGCACCAGACCAGGGUGGCAUCCUUGCAAGAGGAGCUCCAAGAUAUUACUCCAGAGGAAGAAAUAGCCUACAAAACCAAUGCACUGGCCCUGUCUAAGCGCUUCAUCACCAGGCACCAGAGCAUCGAUGUAAAAGAUACUGCACACUUGCUCAGAGCCUUUGACCAGGCCAGCUCAAGGAAGAUGUCAUAUGAUGAAAUAAAUUACCAGUCUUUGUUUCCAGAAGGAAAUCAGCCAUGCAUUGAAAUCCCCAUUGACCAAGACCCAGACUCUAACCAGACAAUAUUUGCUUCCACCUUGAAAAGUAUAGUUCAAAAGCGAAACUUGGGGGCCAAUCACUAUAGCUCUGAUUCUCAGCUCUCAGAGGGUGUUACCCCACCAACCUUAGAAGAGGGCAAAGCAGGAAAGAAAAAGAUCUUCUCACCAUCGCCUUCCUUGGUAUCAGGGUCCAAAGAAUUGAUGGAGAAUAUUCCUCCCGGCCCCCUGAGCAGGAGAAAUCAUGCAGUUUUAGAAAGGCGUGGUUCUGGAGCAUUCCCUUUAGAUCACAGUAUUGUGCAGACCAGACCUGGGUUUCUGCCACCCUUAAAUGUAAACCCUCACCCUCCCAUUGCAGACAUCGGUGUUAACAAGAUGUGUAGCCUGCUUUCUUGUGGUCAAAAAGUGCUUAUGCCAACUGUUCCUGUUUUCCCGAAAGAAUUCAAAAGCAAAAAGAUGUUGUUAAGGAGACAGUCACUGCAGACAGAACAAAUUAAGCAGUUAGUAAAUUUUUAAGAAAUGGCUAGCAAACACAUUAUGUCCAGAUGUCUGUAUCAGAGAAACAUAGAUUUAGAGAAGAAAUCUUCAAUGUGUAUCCUUGUAAGUCUUGGUUAGUCCAUCAUGGGUAGGCAGAUCAAAAUAUAAUGUAUUUUGUAUUAGGUACUCUUAAUACACAGAUACAUAGUUUCUGCUAAGUGAAUUCACUCAAACAAAAUGAAGGUUAUUUUUCUCAACACUUUCAAUGUUAUCAGUCUUCAUGUAGUCCAAGUUUUCCAUCUAAACAAAACCAGCCAAGAAAGAAUGUUGCAGAUGUUAGACAUAAUUUUUUAAAAUAUCAAAUUGGCUUAAUUUUUUAUUAAAUAAUGUUUUCAAGUCAGAAAUUUUGUUAACAUUUUAUGUGAACAGCAUUGUAAUUUUCCAUGGUGCCAAAAUCAUAAAACACUGACAGCUGUCAAAUAUUCUGACACCGGUAAAGAAAAACUACAAAAGAAGAAUGAACAGAUUCUUAGAAAAUGUUGAGUGUAGGCAGAUAAAAGUCUAAUUACAAUUUCAAAAGAAAAACGAGUCAGAAUGAGCAAAUAAUAUGUUCAUAAUGCCUGUUAAACCAGUGUCAAAUUGGCAGGUCAGGGGGACCUGGCUGGGAGAUGCCUCACUUGCUGUGCAAGCCUGAUGAUAUGAGUUCAGAGUCCAUGUGAAAGCCAGACCCAAUAGUGCAAGUGUCAGUAUGCCCAGUGCUUCCCUAAGGGGAGAUAGGAGGCAGAGACAGGAGAAUCUCUGGAUGUUCAUGGACCAGUAAGUCUGGCUGACGCAGAGGUGAAGAGACCCUGUCUCAAACAAAGGAAAGGCAAGGACUGACACCUGAAGGUCAUCCUCUGGCCUUCAUGUGCCCUCUGUCACACAAACAGGCAGGUCAGACUGGCAAACCAAAUGCUGAAUUCUAUUGUUUUUGUGCCAUAUUUUGCUUUUAAACAAACUUACCUAUCAUCUUACAGAAUUAUUCUUUCUCAGUACUUUUUAAUUCCUGUUAUUUUUGAGGAUCUUAUCCAUAGGUUUCCAACAGUAGGAUAAUAUAAAAAUUAAAAAGUAUUCACCUUCAUAUCCAUCAAAUUACUAUUCUUGUCUUCCCAAAA